Messenger RNA from Blepharisma stoltei, 474 nucleotides. The record is from the annotation of a GenBank genome assembly. Lineage: Eukaryota; Ciliophora; Heterotrichea; Heterotrichida; Blepharismidae.
AUGUGUUUCAAAUACAAGAAAUACAAGAAAGAUCAUGAGGACACUCCGAUUAAAAAGGAUGGCUCUGGUUUAGAAUGCCCUCAAGACCAAAGAGUCGCUCCUGAAAUAGACGAACUUUAUAGCCAAUCAAACAAUGUUACUGAAGCGUACAUUUAUGGUGACAAUACAUUUGGCGAGCAUUUAUGGAUCGUUUGUAAAAUUCGGGCUAACAGCGGGGAUGAAUAUUUUUUUAUUUCUUCUAAAUCAAAGGCUAAACAUAUUUCUUACUAUACAUUACGCCGCGAAACUGCUGUUAGAUUGGGAAAUCUUGAAUAUAAAAACUAUAAAAGUGCCGUACUUAAAAAAUUCAAGUCUUUGAGGGAUACUCGUGUCAGCAGUCUAAACCAAAUUGUCCAAAAGUGCACCAAAAAUUAUAAUUAUUUCAAAGCUAACUGCAGGGAUUAUGCAAAUGGCAUUUAUAACAGUUUAAAAUAG